Messenger RNA from Rubroshorea leprosula, 2410 nucleotides. Lineage: Eukaryota; Viridiplantae; Streptophyta; Magnoliopsida; Malvales; Dipterocarpaceae. The record is from the annotation of a GenBank genome assembly.
AAAAAUGGGAGAGUAAAACUCCGCUGAUAAGACGUUCGAGAGACAGAACGAAAGGGAGAAAGCGGAGAGAGAGGAACUGUUCGAUUUGUUUUUGUUAUAUUAAUCGAGGGAGAGUCGCCGGAAUAGCCGGUAGGAGAACUUGAAUUCUCUGCGAUCUCGUUGAGGAGUGUGCGGUUGACGGAAUUUGAUUGCUCUCAGCGGUUGAAUUUUUUGAGCGAGCGAAGAUGGUGAAUGCUAUGGUGGAGAGAGCCACCAGCGACAUGUUGAUCGGUCCGGAUUGGGCCAUGAACAUGGAGAUCUGCGACGUGCUCAAUCAGGACCCUGGACAAGCAAAGGAUGUUGUUAAAGGCAUAAAAAAGCGGCUUGGAAGUAAGAAUUCAAAAGUUCAACUUCUCACACUGACACUAUUAGAGACUAUUGCAAAGAACUGUGGGGACAUUGUCCAUAUGCAAGUAGCACAGAGAGAUAUUCUUCCUGAGAUGGUGAAAAUAGUCAAGAAAAAGCCUGACUUACAUGUCAAGGAGAAGAUACUAAUUUUAAUAGAGACUUGGCAAGAAGCUUUGGGUGGACCAAGGUCAAGAUAUCCACAAUAUUAUAUAGUAUACCAGGAGUUGUUGCAAGCAGGAGCAGUUUUCCCGCAGAGAUCUGAGAGGUCUGCACCUGUAUUUACACCAACGCAAACACAUCCUUUGAGUUCUUAUCCCCCAAAUAUUCGCAAUUCCGAUAAUCGGCAGGAGACAGCUGAGUCUUCCGCAGAGGCUGAGUUCCCAACCUUGAGUUUGACAGAAAUUCAGAAUGCACGAGGCAUCAUGGAUGUCCUUGCAGAAAUGCUAAAUGCAUUGGAACCUGGCAAUAAAGAGGGACUUAGGCAGGAGGUUAUUGUUGACUUAGUGGAGCAGUGCCGUGCAUAUAAACAAAGAGUGGUACACCUUGUUAAUUCGACUUCGGAUGAAUCACUGCUAUGUCAAGGGUUAGCAUUGAAUGAUGAUUUGCAACGUGUACUUGCGAAGCAUGAAUUUAUAGCUUCUGGAAGUUCUGUUAAAACUGAGAAACCCAAGCCUGAACCCAGUGGAGCACUUGUAAAUGUUGAUGCUCCCCUAGUUGAUACUGGAGAUAACCACAAACAGUCCAAUGGAAGAGCAACCUCAAUCACUGAUGCAGGAUCUCAGCCACUGAAUCAGUUAUUGCUUCCUGCACCUCCUGCAACUAAUGGUCCAACUCCCACAACAGCAGUUAACCCCAAAAUAGACCUGCUGAGUGGUGAUGACUACAGUUUACCUAAGGUGGAGAAUUCCCUGGCCCUUGUGCCUGUAGCAGAUUCACAAGGCACGCAAGCAACAAUUCCUUUAGUGCAGAACAAUGCUCUUGUUCUGUUUGACAUGUUUUCUGAUAACAGUAACAAUUCAAAUUCUGUCAACCCUCAAUCUUCCAGUUUAGCUGGACAAUCCAAUGUUUUGAAUCCUCAGCAGCAUCAGAAUUUUCAAACUACAGAAGCUGGAUUUUAUUCAAAUGGAACUGCUCCAAACAUGGGAUCUCCUCCCUGGAAUGGUCAGCUUGCCCGCCAGCAGCAGCUGCCGCCUCAAUCACCACUUUAUGGUUCCCCCAGCACUGGGUCACUACCACCACCUCCUUGGGAAGCACAACCAGCAGACUACAGUCCAGUGUCUAGCCUUACUGCAGACUACAGUCCAGUGUCUAGCCUUACUUCAGCCGCUCAAUACCCACCCCCAAUGCAACUUGCUACCCAAGUUGUUGUAACACAUUCUCAGCCUCAGGGACUUCAACCAAUGGGAAAUGAUCAAGUGGUGGGCAUGGGUAUGUACAUUCAGCCAUUUACAAGUGGUCACUUGUCCGGAAUCAAUAACUAUACUGUUCAGGGCAGCCAUAUGUUUGGUAUGCAGCCCCAACAAUUCCAAGGAGCAUCAUAUAUGGGAAUGCUUCCACAGCAGAUGCCAGCUGGUCAAAUGGCUUCAAUGUACCCUCAACAGAUGUCUUCUAUGUAUCCUCAGCAAAUCUAUGGCAACCAAAUGGCAGCGUAUGGAUAUGGUCAGCAUCAAGCGGCAUCGUAUCUUCACCAGCGAAUGUAUGGGCUGUCUAUUAGAGACGACAAUGGCUUGAGUAAUUCUUUGUACCAGGGUUCAGCACCAUCUUACGUUCCACCCAGCAAGCCUCCGAAACCUGAGGAGAAGUUAUUUGGCGACCUAGUUGACAUUGCGAAAUUCAAGCCAGGAAAACCCACAUCCGGAAGAGCUGGUAGCAUGUGAAACUGCACUUCUUUAUUGGAUUUUGAUUUUAUUUUUUUUUUCUACACAAUAUUUUUGGCUUGCUAACUCAUUUUCUUGUCUUUCAUUUUCUAAUUAUAUAUAUAUAUAUUUUCUUCUUUUACCAACCUCGUGUCUCAGUUGUGCUU